AUGUCGCAGGAUCACCCGUCGGUAAAUUCGCGUUUCACACCGAAGUCCUAUGCGACACCACGGAGGCAUCACAAAUAUGAUACUGAUGAUUUACCGUCGCAGCCUAUCAAAAUUGGGUACCAAAAAGUCACUCUGGACAUUGAUUUGGCAGAGCAGUCAGUGGUGGGAGAGACUGAAUUGACCGUUCUUCCUCUCAAUUCUAGUGUCAGGCAGGUGAAAUUAGACUGCAGGGGAAUGCAAAUAAGGGACAUCACAGUGAAUGGCAAAAAGGCAAGUUAUCAUUACGGGGACUUCUUCCAAAACGAUGAGUAUCUCAAUGACAUAGAAAAUCCGGUUCUGGCCAAUUAUAAAUACAACCCAAAUUAUGAUACACACUCCGAGGUGAUUGAGCUUCAGCAGCAUCAUUUCUACAGAUCUAGGUUUUAUCCAUUGUUUUCAGAUCAAAACAAUCAAGAGCACCCUUCCUCGUCAUACACAGAAAACACAUCAGAAUUAAUCGUUUACAUUCCAGACUCUAUCAAAUUGAGGCUUCAUGACCCAACAUCAAAACAAACUUUUUCACCCAAUGUCAAUUCUGCCCGGUCGCACACACCUUUGACGACCAACGCUAUGAUGAGUUCAGAUAAAGUGUACACUCCAUUGAAUAUCAAAAUUAGCUAUCUGAUCAGGAACUCGAAAAAUGGAUUACUCUUCAAUGGAGGAUAUGGCACAAAUAUCCCGAAAGAUCUUUGGUUUUGCUACACCUCGAACAACGAUCUGGGAUGCAGUGCUAGCUCAUGGGUUCCUUGUAUAGACAACCUAUAUGAAAAACCUGCGUGGGACAUAAACAUAAUUGUGCCUAAGACAGUGGGUGACAUAGGAGAGACCAAAUUGGUUGGCUCCGACGAAGCCAAGAAGGCUCUACGAAGAAUGGAAACCGAAGACGAAAUGGACGAAGACCAAGAAGAACGCAAUGAUACUCCAUUGGUAGUUGCGGUUCCAGAUUUGAUCGGCGUCAAAGAGUCGCCCUCUCCUCUGGAUGUUGGCAAGAAAGUGAUCAAUUUUCAGUUUUACAAUCCACUGUCUGCUCAUCACCUAGGUUUUGCCGUGGGCGCGUUCGAAAGUUGCCCAAUCUUGGACGUCAAGCCAGGUACUGAUGAGUUGGUUCCUUCCAAUGCCCUCGCAAAUCUCGCAGACAAUGACAUAAACAAUGCCACGAAUUUUUCUGCUGAGUCGAACUCGAAUAAGGUGCCGACUAUGCUUUAUUUCUUGCCUGGCCGCAAGGAGGAAGUUCUGAACACAACUAUUGCAAUGUACAAAAUGUUUGAUUUUUACUCUAAAGAGUUUGGCUCGUUCCCGUUCCCCAGCUACACAAUGGUCUAUGUCGAUGACAUGCCGUGCGAGUCUUGUGGAUUUGCCGGAAUGACAAUCAUGUCUUCGAGACUGCUCUACAGUCCUAAGUUGAUAGAGCCUAUCUUUGAUGUGACAGAAAAGUUGGCCGUUGCUCUGUCUGAGCAAUAUUCCGGCAUCAACGUUCUUCCAAAAUCGCUAAAUGAUUUUUGGUUGGUAAUUGGUAUUUCGUACUUCAUGGCAGGUCAAUUUCUGAAAAAGCUUUUUGGUGUUAACCGAUACAGAUACGAGGUUAAAUUGCGCACCGAUUACCUUUGUGAGAUCGAUGUUGGAAAAAGGCCUUUGGCCAAUCAAUUAUUUCGCUUUCCGAUCAAUCUCUCCCAGGAUAUGGAGUUUAUAAAGCUGAAAGCCCCUCUGGUAAUGUUCAUUUUGGAUCGCCGAAUGACAAAGACUGACAAGUCAUUUGGGUUGUCUCGUGUCAUCCCAAAGAUUUUUCUCCAGGCUAUGUCAGGGGACUUACUAAAUGGAAACUGUUUGUCAACCGCCCACUUUCACCAUGUUUGUGAGAAGGUGGCUCAUCAUAAACUUGAGUCCUUUUUCCAAAAUUGGAUACAUAGUUGUGGAGUUCCAAUUUUUCAAGUGACGCAGAGAUUUAAUAAGAAGAGAAUGUUUAUCGAGAUGAGCAUCCGCCAGAUACAGAAAAAUAAUAAGCUGGAAGCAGAAGACGAGCUGCAAAUGGACAUAAAUUCAAAAGAGACUUUGAGGAAACAGCACCAGAGAGAGAAUUUUGUGGAUGAGGCUAGUAAGAUCUUAUCAGAAGAGGAAACUUUCUCAGCCCCCAAUGUGUUCACUGGCCCUAUUACUAUCCGUAUUCACGAAGCAGAUGGUACACCGUAUGAGCACAUUGUUGACAUCAAGGACCCCGUCACCAAGCUGGAUAUUCAAUAUAACACAAAGUACAGAAGAUCCAAAAGAAGAAAAGAAGAAGAUCAAGAAGAAGCUGAGAGGAAGGAAAGAGAAAGAGAAAAGAGAGAAAGGGAUAAAUUGAGAAAAGAACGAGAAAAGGACAAAUUGCGCGGCGACGAUGAUGAACCGACGGUGAAGAAACUGGGAGACGUGUUCAUGAAGCCGAAAGAUCUCGAAGAUUGGGGGUUCACAGAAAAACAAAAAAUUGAAGAAAACGACUAUGAGAUUCUUGGAGACGCAUUCGAAUGGCUGCGUGUGGAUGCAGACUUCGAAUGGAUUUGCAAGGUUUACAUCAAUCUAAAUGAAAAUAUGUUUGAAUCCCAGCUCAGACAAGACCGAGAUGUGGAAGCACAAUUAGAAAGCGUCAAGUUUUUUUCGGAAUCAUUGCACCCAUCAAUCUAUUUUGCGACGGUUCUAAUGAGAACAAUUCUUGAUAAACGGUAUUUUUAUGGCGUCAGGGCGGAGGCGGCUUUAGGACUGGCAAGGUUUUCAAAAGAGAGUAACGAUCAUCUGGGAAUGAGAUUUUUGCUCAAAGCUUACAAGUACUUUUAUUGCUACAACAAUACCAUAUCCAAAGGAUAUCCUGAGCUGGACCCAAAUGAAUAUUUACCGCUGCCUAACGACUUUUCGGAGUUCAGUGACUACUUUGUCAUGAAAGCUAUCGUGACUGGCCUGUCAACCGUGACGAAUAAGAAUGGUGACAGUCCAAUCGAACUUAAGAAAAUUAUGCUCAACAUCUUGAAGUUCAAUGACAAUAAUAACAACUACUUUGACGAUUCCUUUUAUCUUGCCAAUUUUAUUACUUGUUUGACAAAUUUGAUGGUCAGUUCAAAUAAAAAGAUUCCAAACCACAAUGAAUCUCAUGUUGAGAUGGACCAAAGAAAUCUCACAGAUCCUACCGAGAAAUUCCUAGUUGAGACCAUGGUGGAGAUAAAUAGGGCCGCAAAAAUGGACCAGUGGUCUCCCUCCCAUCACCACAUUGUGACUGUGACAAUGCUUCGAGAAAAAGUGCGCUUGGCCCUCUUAGGUCUUGUUGAUCUCUCUUAUAUUGACUUGAUUCCAUACACAAGACCCUUUUACGAUGCAGACAUUAGAUUGAAAGCUUUUGAGAGCCUUUUGCUCUUAGGUGGUUUGAGAAACUCGCAUGUUUUGUCGCUAUUCUUCACUACUCUCAAGCUUGAAAGAUCUCAUUACCUUCGUCACCAUCUGGUCCUUGCUUUAAUGCGAGCAGUUGGUGCAGCUGCCGUGGAUGGAGUAUUUCCUAACCUCGAAGACGAUGAGUUCUUCGGAGCGAGAAAAGGUGACUUUAAUGAGAAGAUCAACAACCUCAUCAUUGUGGAAGACAGUGGAGCAGGUAAUGACAUGAAGACCCGACGCGACCAGCUAUCUCGGCUCACCAUGAAAGGAGCAUUGGAGGCGCUUCGCAGGGACCUGAGCAUUGGUAAGGGAUUGCGUAAAGAACUAUGGUCGGCAAUUCAUUCGUGCUUGCUAUCCGUGAGUGAGAAACGAAAUUUGUUUGAUGUUAUAGAAGUCAUCUUUGAAGCCAUUGACUCUUUCAAGGUCACCACAAAACUUCCGAACGAGAGGAAACUGGUUGCUAAGGUCACUGAUGUUAAUAUCGAACCUCAUUCUGAAACGUACAAGGUGACGUUCAAGAGACAAGGGAGACUAAAAAUUCAAAUUCCAACUAUCAAGCUCAAAAUCACAGAGAAUAGCAGCUCUCGCUCCACGCAAAAGCUAAAACGCUCCUCUAUUUCGGAGGUAUCUUCAGAUCCAAAGUCCACAAGGGAAAAAUUCGAAGUUAAAUUCAAAUACAGAAAGCUUCCCAAGGGAAGGCGUGUGGCGUAUGAUAUUAUCCAAACCGACAAACAAUUACCGCUUCGCUAUGUGCGUUUCCAGAUGUUCGAGAAGAGAGUUCUGUUAUCCAAUGACGAGAAUUUUGGUGAGAUAAGGAGCUUGCCAGUGAAACUAAAGAUCAGCCCUGAAAGACUGCGCCAGCUUAACCCGGUCAAAACAGAGCCUCGCAAUAUCCUUUCCACUCCUGAGACAGCUCCCGAGUCAGCUACUGAGUCGAGCGGCCAUUUGCAGCCUGAAGGAGGCGCCCAUGACAAUAUUCUUCCUGGAAGCGACGCAGUGAACGCUCAAGAAUCAGAAGUGGGUAAUGACAUCGCUUUUGAUCCUGGUGAUUCAAGUCAGAAAUCUGUUGAGGCAGCUCCUGCGAUAAAGACGGAGACAGGAUUCUCCGGAAUAGAAAGUGAAGCUUCGGUGGAUCCUGAGAAAGUUUCAUCACAAAGUCGCUCGGCAACGCCGUCUUUGCCGAAGAUCAAGCUUAAACUAAAGUAG
Ogataea angusta is the source of this 4638-nucleotide messenger RNA. RefSeq lists its product as uncharacterized. The record is from RefSeq and is a predicted model, not a curated record. Gene Ontology annotation, cellular component: transcription factor TFIID complex. Bases 1 to 4638 code for a protein of 1545 amino acids. Gene Ontology annotation, biological process: transcription initiation at RNA polymerase II promoter. The transcript has a single exon. NCBI's taxonomy places the organism in Eukaryota, Fungi, Ascomycota, Pichiomycetes, Pichiales, Pichiaceae. Gene Ontology annotation, molecular function: RNA polymerase II general transcription initiation factor activity; chromatin binding; transcription cis-regulatory region binding.